Messenger RNA from Fraxinus pennsylvanica, 396 nucleotides. Lineage: Eukaryota; Viridiplantae; Streptophyta; Magnoliopsida; Lamiales; Oleaceae. The record is from the annotation of a GenBank genome assembly.
AUGGGGAAACGUAUGAUUAAGUCACCAAGUGUGACCAAGCAAGAGAUUGCUAAUUAUUGGAAGCAGAGGCGCAUGGUGGAGGAAGAUCAUCUUUCUGCUGCUUUAAAGGCUGCAGCUCGUAAAAGGGCACAAAAUUUUUCAGAGCAUGAUUACCAGCAAUUUGAAUACUCCUUGAAGCAGAAUGAUGAGUAUGAGAAGGAGAACAACAAAGGAAUUGGUGACAAUGAAGAGAUGCGGGUGGGAAUCAAGGACUGGUGGAUGAAGAGCGAAUAUUCGUACCUAAACCAGCCAACCAUCAACUUGGUGGAUAAUCGUAGACGACGAUACUCCACUUAUACCCCCCAAAUCUUAUGUGACAAAUCUGAUCCCCGACUACGACAUACGGAAUUUACUUGA